Molecule: messenger RNA, 3045 nt
Organism: Hypanus sabinus (Atlantic stingray)
Lineage: Eukaryota; Metazoa; Chordata; Chondrichthyes; Myliobatiformes; Dasyatidae
Gene: thbs4a
Product: thrombospondin 4a
Exons: 22
Coding region: 251-2851 (866 amino acids)
Biological process (GO): cell adhesion
Cellular component (GO): extracellular region
Molecular function (GO): calcium ion binding
Source: RefSeq, a predicted model, not a curated record
CUUUAGUUCGUUCGUUUUGAAGUAAAUAGGCAGUGCCAGUUUGAAGGCACAAACUGUGGUAGUGUUAAUUUUCCACAUUGCAGAAGUUCUUGAUCUUCUUUCUUUAUCGGAGUACAGAAGUUAUGUGGACCUGCUCCAGCAAGCCCUCACAGAUACUCCAGCAGUAAAUGAGAUCCAUAUAGUGUCAACAAUCAAACUACAACCAAAAGCUGUUGCCGUCAUUUUCGGACUUUAUUCCACAAGAAGCAAUAUGAGAUACUUCGAAUUUUCAGUUCUGGGUCGACUGAAUAAAGUCAGCAUCCGAUACUUGAAAAACGACGGGAAGCCACAGGUGACCACCUUUCACAACAUUCAUCUGGCUGAUGGGAAGCGCCACGCUGUCCUCCUGCAGAUAAAGGGGUUGCAGCAAGGGCCUGCGAUGGCCAAGCUCUACGUGGACUGCACGCAGGCUGGCUCAGCUCACAACCUGCCACCGCUCUUCACAAAGAUGCCACAGAGUGCCGACUCCAUUGAAAUCCGGACAGCCCACAGAAGGGCACAGGACUCUGUAGAAGAUGUGAAGUUUGUCCUGGGAGGGUCAAUCGACAAAGUGGCAGCACUCCAGGACUGCAUGCUACAGCAAAGUGAUUCUGCUGGGAUUGCGGGUGAUUCUGGGAGACAUUUGGUUGUGCAGAUGACACAACUCAAUGAAGUGCUUGCAGAAAUGAAGCAGCUUCUCAGACAGCAGGUUACAGAAACCACCUUAUUACGACAUACGAUUGCUAAAUGUCAGGCAUGUGAUAUCGGACUAACUGACCUGGAAGAGCUCAAUCGUCUCGUGGUCCCCACCAUCCCUAAACCACGCUGUACUGCUAAGUCCUGUUUCCGUGGAGUGAAGUGUAUCGAGACCGGGGAUGGAUUCCGGUGCGGACCAUGUCCGAGAGGGUUUGUAGGCGAUGGCACUCGAUGCAUUGAUGAGGAUGAGUGUCAGAUAAGCCCAUGUUCUGCUGGAGUUCGCUGUGUGAACACCGUCCCCGGGUACAAGUGUGAGGACUGUCCAGCAGGAUACACUGGUGGGAGUGUUCAAGGGGUGGGAUUGGAGUACGCAAGGUUAAAUAAACAGGUCUGCGUUGAUAUAGACGAAUGUAGUGAUGGAAGGAAUGGAGGCUGUGCACCCAAUUCCCAGUGUAUCAACACCAUGGGAUCGUACCGAUGUGGAGACUGUCAGAGCGGGUACGUAGGCGACCAAGUGAGAGGCUGCAGACCUCAGAAGAGCUGUAACAACAAACUGCUGAACCCCUGCCACGCUAACGCACAGUGCUUUCUGGAAAGAGAUGGAAUCAUUUCUUGUAUUUGUGGAAUUGGUUGGGCUGGAAACGGCUACAUCUGUGGCAAAGAUACUGACAUCGAUGGAUAUCCUGACCAGGAGCUCAGAUGCCCUGAUAAGAGCUGCAGAGAGGAUAACUGCAUCUUUGUUCCUAAUUCUGGGCAAGAAGAUGCUGAUGGCGAUGGAGCAGGUGAUGCUUGUGAUGAUGAUGCGGAUGGAGAUGGCAUUUUUAAUGUGCAGGAUAAUUGUGUGCUGGUCCGAAACAUUAAUCAGCUGAAUAUUGAUGAAGAUAACUAUGGUGAUGCUUGUGACAACUGUCGAUUAUCAAUUAACAAUGAUCAAAGAGACACAGAUAACGAUGGGAAAGGUGAUGCCUGUGAUGAUGACAUGGAUGGAGAUGGGAUCAAAAAUUUCUUGGAUAAUUGCCAGCGAGUUCCCAAUGUGGACCAGAAGGACAAGGAUAACGAUGGCGUCGGAGAUGCUUGUGACAGCUGUCCUGAUGUGAUCAACCCUAACCAGUCUGAUAUUGACAAUGAUCUUGUUGGAGAUUCAUGUGACACAAAUCAAGACAGUGAUGGAGACGGGCACCAAGACAACAAUGACAACUGCCCCACCAUCAUUAACAGCUCCCAGCUCGACACGGAUAAGGAUGGGCUUGGAGAUGAGUGUGACGACGAUGAUGAUAAUGAUGGAAUUCCAGAUAUUCUCCCGCCGGGCCCAGAUAAUUGUAGGCUGGUAGCCAAUCCAGGGCAGGAGGAUGAUAACUUUGAUGGAGUUGGAGACAUUUGUGAAGGUGAUUUUGAUCACGACACCAUCAUUGAUAGAAUAGAUGUUUGUCCUGAGAAUGCAGAAGUUACCCUAACAGAUUUCAGGGCCUACCAGACUGUUGUCCUUGACCCGGAAGGGGAUGCACAAAUUGAUCCAAACUGGGUGGUGCUCAACCAGGGAAUGGAAAUUGUGCAGACAAUGAACAGUGAUCCUGGCCUGGCAGUAGGCUAUACCGCUUUUAAUGGAGUUGAUUUUGAGGGCACGUUCCACGUCAACACCAUGACCGAUGAUGACUACGCUGGGUUCAUCUUUGGAUAUCAGGACAGCUCCAGCUUCUACGUGGUGAUGUGGAAACAGACAGAGCAGACGUACUGGCAAGCCACCCCGUUCCGUGCCGUGGCCGAGCCGGGGAUCCAGCUCAAGGCAGUCAAGUCAAACACUGGACCUGGGGAGCAUCUACGAAAUGCACUCUGGCACACUGGAGACACCACAGAUCAGGUCCGGCUACUAUGGAAAGACCCCAGAGAUGUGGGUUGGAAAGACAAAGUCUCCUACCGCUGGUUUUUGCAGCAUAGACCCCAAAUUGGAUAUAUCAGAGCAAGGUUCUAUGAAGGUUCCGAUCUGGUGGCUGAUUCCGGGGUUACCAUAGAUACCACCAUGCGAGGAGGCCGACUGGGAGUGUUCUGCUUCUCUCAGGAAAACAUCAUCUGGUCUAACCUGAAGUACCGUUGCAAUGAUACAGUUCCAGAAGAUUUCCAGGAGUUCGGAGCACAGUAGCUGUAACCAAUUACUUGCAAAAGGAAAGACUAUAGAGGAGGUAUCCAUGUGGAGCUGGUCCUGAAUAUCUGAGCAGGAAAACAGCUGUGAACAAAAUGUGUUCAGCAAGAAAUGCUGAAGUUUAUGUACAGAGAUGGUCCAUCUCUGAGAUAACCAGGUUGGAUACAUAUUAAAAAUUGCAAUAAACAGUUUUA